CCUGAUUCGAACUUGAAACAACAACGCUCUGUGAAAAUGCUUUCUCUUUCCGAUGCGAUGAUUUCGAAGAUCGUCGAUGAUCCUGCUUAUCGUUCCAAGCCUACAGAGGAGAGCGGACUCUCUGCUAGUAUGGUGUGUGUUAUACGUCCUGGACCAAACCAAGGAUACACGAUGGGUUUUAAGCAUGUCUUCUAUCUGAAGGCAUCGUUGACGGCGGUGGUUGCCCUGAUUGGCAUCGCAUGAUUCAGUUCAUCAUCAACGUCCACCAGAUGCCCAGUAUGUGUGGUGUCUGGCCGGCCAUUUGGGUAUGCCUUCGUUCAUUUAUUCUGCGUGAGGCUAGAUACUCAUCAUUUC
Molecule: messenger RNA, 354 nt
Organism: Guyanagaster necrorhizus
Lineage: Eukaryota; Fungi; Basidiomycota; Agaricomycetes; Agaricales; Physalacriaceae
Exons: 1
Coding region: 37-243 (68 amino acids)
Source: RefSeq, a predicted model, not a curated record